Messenger RNA from Cinclus cinclus, 2432 nucleotides. It is a transcript of the gene SYTL3, whose product is annotated as synaptotagmin like 3. Gene Ontology annotation, molecular function: neurexin family protein binding; small GTPase binding. The coding region runs from base 477 to 2357 and encodes 626 amino acids. Gene Ontology annotation, biological process: exocytosis; intracellular protein transport. Gene Ontology annotation, cellular component: plasma membrane; exocytic vesicle. The transcript is spliced from 16 exons. NCBI's taxonomy places the organism in Eukaryota, Metazoa, Chordata, Aves, Passeriformes, Cinclidae. The record is from RefSeq and is a predicted model, not a curated record.
CCUGGUGUCUCUGUUUGAUGGCUGCUGAAGAGGCCCAGAAAUCCCAAAUCUACAAGACCAGAUAAAGAAACCCAAACUAUUUCUGCCGUUUCUUUACUCCAUCUCUUGCCAAACUGUUCCUCCAUCUGGUGGGUGUUCAAGUGCUAUCUGGAACAUUGCUGCAAGCUCUCAUCUCUUUUGGAACCGCUUUCAGUGGAAAAAAUAAAAGAAAAGGCAGCUAAAGGACAUGUGAAAAAGUCAAGACUGUUGUAGCCUUGAUAACUGUUUGUAUUCCUUGGGUAGCAGAUGCUUAAAUGAUGAUCCCUGUGAAGAUGGGCAAAGUUACUCUUCUUUUCAAGGGUAUGACACAGUGAAACACAUCAACAAUUAAGUAAGACCACAGGCAUUUAGGAAACACCCAGACCAGCAUUCUGGAUGUAGUGAAACUCAUAGGACAGGAAUCUAUGAAAUAAGUGAAAUAGUGAAAUUUGGCAAAAAUGGCUUGUGAAUUUAAUCUGAACUUCCUUAAGGAACUAGAACGAGAGGCUGUUCUGGAAGUCCUAUACCGUGACCAGAUGGUGAGAAAAAUGGAGGAGGAAAGAAUAAGGAAAAUGAAACUGCAUCUGCAGCAACUUCGGUGGAAGGGGGCAAAAAGUGCAAGGCAUGAGUACCAGGAGAGAUCUUGUGCUCGCUGUCAGAAGUCGCUGGGGUUGCUGAUGAACAGAGGCGCAGUGUGCAAUGGAUGCAGUCAUCGUGUGUGCUCCGAAUGCCGUGUCUGCCUGAGCCCCUGCCUUUGGAAAUGCACCAUUUGUUAUGCUCAUGGAGAUGUGAAAGUGAAGGCUGGUGAAUGGUUCUUUGAGGAACGAGCAAAGAAAUAUCCAGGUGAAGGCAGACAUGAAACAGUUGGUGCAAAGCUCUUGGAAUCUUACCAGAGUCUGAGUAAAAUUUCUGUUGUACCUCCAACUCCACCUCCUUUCACAGAAUCAACAGCAGGAGCCAAUGUGAUGGGAAAUGAACUUGGAGAGUCUAAAAGGUUUAAUAAAUCUGUGGAAAACAUGUUUUUGUCUCUCACAACGCAUAUGAAAAAAAUAUCAAAGUCCCAGAAUGAUAUGGCUGACAGAUGUGUCCUAACCACAGAUUAUGGGAAGAAUGUGGAAAGAAGAAAACAAAGAAGGAGCCAGUCUGACACUGCAAUCAACAUUACAAGCAAGAUGAAAAGUACACCCAGUCUGCAACAGCUCAUCACUGGAGCCCAAAAUGACAGUGAAACCCAGAGCAAAAGUAGUUGUUGCAAGGAGGAAGAAGACAUGACAACCAGUCCCACAAGUGAUACGGUUUUCUGUGAUGGCAGAAAACAUGGGAGUUUAUAUAGUCUUAGCAGCACUUGCACUGACUCUGGAAAUUUUGGCAAGGCUAACAUCACAGGAGAAAUAGAGUUUGCCUUAAAGUACAACUUCAGACCUUGCAUCUUGGAAGUUUGCAUCAAGGGAUGCAAGAACCUGGCUUAUGGAGAAGAGAAGAAGAAAAAGUGUAACCCGUAUGUGAAAGUUUAUUUACUUCCUGAUAAAUCUCCUCAGAGUAAGAGGAAGACAGCUGUUAAAAAGAGCACAGUAGAUCCGGAGUUUGAUGAGACUCUGAAGUACAAGAUUGAAUACUCCCAGCUGAGAAGUCGGCAGCUUCAGAUCUCUGUGUGGCAUGCAGGAGCUCUCAAAUACAGGGUGUUUUUGGGGGAAGUGGUGAUUCCCCUGGCAGCAUGGAAUUUUGAAGAGGACUCAAUGCAAUUUGACUGGUACCCGCUCAAACCCAAGACUUCUGUAUGUCCCUUUCUUCAGCUUGAGAAGCCUGAAGAUGAUCUUAUCCAGUACAGCAGUGAGCUCCUUGUGUCUGUAAGGCUGUCGGUACCAGCCCAGUAUCAAAACCUCCAGUUUGAAGGAAACAAAGACCAAGGAGUUCGCAACUGCCAGCUUCAGGUUAUGAUAUAUGGGGCCAAGAACUUGUCCAUGCUGAGAUCUGCUGGAAUGCCAAGCCCCUUUGUUAAAGGUUGUCUUACCCUUCCAGACCAAGCAGAGGUAAAGCAGAAGUCUCCUGUGCUGAAGAAAGAAGCCUGUCCACAGUGGAAACACUUGUUUGUCUUCGAUGGUGUGACCCCAUCUCAGCUACAGCAAUCGUGUCUACACCUGACUGUCUGGCACAAGUCAAAUUUCAGCGCAAGUGAUCAGUUCCUAGGAGGAGCCAAGCUUGGAGCAAAGGAAUUCUUUGGCACUAUGGACCUUCCUUCUCAGGGAGUGCUCCAAUGGCAGGAAGUGCUCCACAACCCAAACACGUGGAUGGACUUCCUACUUGUACUGCAUUCAAAUAAGGAAAACUUUAAAUCAUGAGAGAUUAUCACAAAACUUUUCCUUUCCCAUGUCCAAUGUUUUAAACUGAAAUGGUACAUACACUUCAAGUCUGGG